CCCUCUGCUCACACCAUGGUGGACUGGACAGCCGAGGAGAAGCAGCUCAUCACCGGCCUCUGGGCCAAGGUCAACGUGGCCGAGUGCGGUGCCGAGGCCCUGGCCAGGCUGCUGAUCGUCUACCCCUGGACCCAGAGGUUCUUCUCUAACUUCGGGAACCUGUCCAGCCCCACGGCCAUCCUUGGUAACCCCAAGGUGCAGGCCCACGGCAAGAAGGUGCUCACCUCCUUCGGGGAGGCCAUCAAGAACCUGGACAGCAUCAAGAAAUGCUUUGCUCAGCUGAGCAAACUCCACUGCGACAAGCUGCACGUGGACCCCGAGAACUUCAGGCUCCUGGGUGACAUCCUCAUCAUCGUCCUGGCUGCCAACUACGGCAAGGACUUCUCCCCCGCCUGCCAGGCCGCCUGGCAGAAGGUGGUCCGUGUGGUGGCCCACGCGCUGGCCCACGAGUACCACUGA
Pseudopodoces humilis (Tibetan ground-tit) is the source of this 459-nucleotide messenger RNA. RefSeq names its product hemoglobin subunit beta-like. Gene Ontology annotation, cellular component: blood microparticle; haptoglobin-hemoglobin complex; hemoglobin complex. Gene Ontology annotation, molecular function: heme binding; haptoglobin binding; oxygen carrier activity. Lineage: Eukaryota; Metazoa; Chordata; Aves; Passeriformes; Paridae. Gene Ontology annotation, biological process: hydrogen peroxide catabolic process; oxygen transport. The record is from RefSeq and is a predicted model, not a curated record.